AUGGUCGUCGCAGUUUACGUGAUGCCACCCUUUGCAGCUCCAAGCAGUGGAUUCUGGGAAAAUUGGGUCUUCAAUUGCAUCGCGCAUCCCGUCGCCAACUUCGUCAUUGCCCGAGGUGCACUCCUUCCGGCCUUGAGGAUGCUGGACUUGCCUCCAGAACUCGGAGUCGGGGUCAAGAAGAUCGUGACGCUGGCGGCCUUGGCAACUCCGGUGACAUGCUUCUUGACGCACCUGGCAUUUCAUGCCGCAGGCAUCUUCCCAGUGCCCUUUGCAGCCCCUGUUGCUUGCCAGCCCGCUGUGCUUGCCACAAGCUUCCUUUCCUUCAGGCUUUUGCCGAAGGAGGCCCGCGACAAGAAAUCAUGGCGUGCUCUGAAGUUCUUUGUGUUCUUCAUCGUGACCUGCCAAGGCAUGAUUGCAAUGCUGCUGAUUGCUUUGGUGUACUUCAAGGAACUCUCCUAUGGCCAGCAGAUCUUGGCAAUCUUUGUCUUCAGCGGUUAUGUACAGGGAGUGUGUAAGAGCCUGGACUUUGUCGGGAAAUGCUUCUCUAUGCCCCAAGACAAGAUCAAUGUCUUCAAAUGGCACCCGAACUUUGUCGGUUUAUGCUUUUCGGCAUCACUAAUGGCGGAUGCGAAAGGGACGGGUGUGGAGCUUACCCUGGUGUUGCUAGAAGCAACAAAGGCCCCGCAGUCAGUAUUCAAAGCUUUCGAGAUGCUUGCGGAGUUGGAUCCUGACAAUAUGCCAGAUGUCGGGAACUCUGCACAGAGCUUUCUGGGUCGAUUCAUGCCUGUCUUGAGUCCCACAUCGCUCAAGCAAUCUGUAACGAAGAAGGUCGCUUCUUGCCGUAGAAUCGCAGCAGAACUGCAGAAGAUUCAGGGACAGCUUUCUACGAAGUCGCGGCAAGAGCUCAGCAAUACCGUUCUUUCAACUGAAGAUGCGCAACUGCUAAAUCACGUUUCCGCCAAGCUUUGUCCAGUCGCUGUGCUGGAGCUUUCAGAAAUGUUGGCGCCAGUAGGUUACAUCAUUGUGAACUGGAUCUUGCAGUAUGUUUGGACAGGAAACCGGUCCUACUUCAUCGGAAUUUCCAGCCAGAGCGAGGAUGACGUGGUGCAGGGAAUGGUUGGCAAUGCAUACGGCUUAGCCAUCGAAGCGGGCAUUUUUUCUGUGACAGCUUUGUUGUCGUGGAGGCUGCUGGGGGUAAACUUUGUUGAGCUGACAGCUGCUGCAAUUUCUUCAGAGAUUGACUACUGGUUCUUCGUGUCCAUCACCGUCUACAUGACAUAUUGGGUCUGCCUGAUCGAGCACACAGGGCAUGACUUCAGCUUCGAAUUCAGCUGGAUCCCCUGA
Molecule: messenger RNA, 1344 nt
Organism: Symbiodinium sp. CCMP2592
Lineage: Eukaryota; Dinophyceae; Suessiales; Symbiodiniaceae
Source: the annotation of a GenBank genome assembly